AUGUCAACAUUUCCUCUGAGCGAUGUAGAUCUCCUGUAUAAACAGACUUUUUUCUCAGAUUUGAAGUCCGGCUGGUGCUCCUCCACUGUAGAGGCCCGACUGCUCCGUGACUGGGAGGCGAGGAAUGUGAAGCGCGGUGGUGAGCUUAUGGGGUUGACAUUCCACACGAUUAUGCAAGCCACCAUCUCUGUUAAUCGUGAUCCAUCUUUCCAGUCGAGACUCACCGCUUUGAUGUGUGUCGAUGUGCCCAGAACUUCCGGUUUACUGACUCCACCCUGA
Eruca vesicaria subsp. sativa (arugula) is the source of this 279-nucleotide messenger RNA. The record is from the annotation of a GenBank genome assembly. Lineage: Eukaryota; Viridiplantae; Streptophyta; Magnoliopsida; Brassicales; Brassicaceae.